CACCUGUUUCCCCCUUCUCUCUCCUCUCCAAUAGUACAGAGAGAUUAUCAUUUUGCCUCCUCUUUGCUGCCAAGAACCAUUUCCCCCCAUUUAUCAGCUUUUUUUUUUCCUUUUCUGGGCCUUUUGGUUGAUUUUUACUACAUGGCUUUUGUUGAUUGCCUCUCCGUCAUGCUCCCAAUUUUGUGAUUCUCACAUUCGCAGCUUCUUGGUUGAAGUUUUGACGCAUCAGUGUGUUCCAGAGAAGAUUGAAUCCUUGCUCCAGCUAAUAAAAAUAUUGGGUUAUUGCGAUAGAUCUGUAUGAGCAUUGGCAUGUUAAGAAAAAAAUGGUCCUGUAUUCUUGGCUUAGGGCUACGGGCUCCUGCUGCAUUGAAGUUUUCCAGCUGAAAAGCCUCAUCUUCUGGAACCAUACGUUGGCAUGAGUGACAAUGUUUCACAAACUUUGAUUCCUCUUCAACAAUGUGGUUCGAUUUUGAUUAUCUUUGUGCCGCACUAAUAGGAAUUUAGUAGGAAAGAUUGGAUCUUUAAGCAACCUACAUGCAAAUCAGGGGUGCAUUGAUCUUCCAUGGCAGUGAAUGCUCGUGCAAGGUCGCCGGACUUUGCGCGGCAAUUCUGGCCUGUGCUGUGCCAUGCCUUGAGCGAAUGCUGCCUGAUCAUAAUGCUCUUUGUGACCGCCGUGGUGUCAUUUACGGCGACAAGGUUUGCACGCAUCAGGAGCCUUCGGUCACCAUGCAUUCUGUGCUCAAGGUUGGAUCGGCUCCUACAUGGCAAAGCCUGGUUCUCUGAAGAUCUGAUCUGUGCUGCACACAGGUUGGAAAUCUCGCAUUUGGUGUAUUGUCAGAGUCACAAUAAGCUUGCAAACUCUGAAGAUCUGUGUGAAAGGUGCCUACUUUCAUGUGCUGGUUUGGAUGGUAAUCCCAGUAAUCUGAAAAGCAUGAGAAACAAGGACAAGGUUAAUUCUCGACAAAGGUAUAGGCAUUCACAUUUAUGUUCUUGUUGUUCAGAGCCGUUUAAGAAGGCACACCAUGCACACAAGCUAUCUAAGCGUGCAAAUGGCAUGGUUCCAGAUAAUGAUGUGAACACAGUGAAGGAGAGAAGCAUAGACAUGACUAGUGUAGGGCAUUCUUCAGAUGAAGGUUCUGCUGACUUGUCUUAUGGAGGCUAUAGAAAACUGAAUGCCUGUCAUGAUUCAGAGUCUGAGAUCCGCAUCUUGGAUGACGAUGACGAUGGCAACUCAAUGAUCGAUAAAGCUACACAGAGAAGCAAAGACCUCUCAUUUUAUGAUUUGCAACUGCAACCCAUGAUCAGGAGCACCAACAGUUUGCCCAUGCAUCCUUCUGAGAAUGUUGUUCUUGAAGAGCCGAUGAAUAUAACUCCUCCAGUGCCAGUGAAUCCUGCAACAAGUACUGACUAUGUGGCCACCAGCACCAAUCUUGUUUCCUCAGAAAAAUCUUCAGAGCAUGCUGUUGGACAAGGCUUGGGGGAUAUUAACUGGAGCAAGGACAAUGUAAGUGCCAACAAUCAUGAAGUGCAGGCGAAGAUUGCGCCUGAACAGGUUUGUGCAGAGCUUCCGAAAGAGAAAACUUUUCUGGUUGGUAUUGAGGAAGUCGGUGAUUCAGCGGGUGUUUCAUGGAGCCCUGACGAGGAAACCGCUAAGGGUUUUGUUGCUUCUGCAAAUGCAGGAAUGAGUUCACCUUUAGACGCCCGUGUGAACCGCAACAGCAGUACGAAGAGUGCUUCUGGUGGUAGAAGCAACCUUCAAUCUCCUCGAUGGUCUGAAAUAAUGUCGUCUAAGGAUAAUGAUUCAAGAACUCAUGAAGAAGUGAAGACAUUCCUGUCCCAUAUGUCUUCUGCACGAGGCCUUGAUGGUCCUUGGAGUGAGGUGGCCGCUAGUCCCAGAAUCACACAGAUUAAUGAAAGCAAACAAUUUCUCGAGAGAAACUACUCAAAUCUGGAACCAUUUGAUGUCCAUGUUACUAGUGAAGAUGAAGGUGAAAGCUCACUCGAAAGCCUGAAGCAGAAGGUUGAGUUUGGCAGGAAAAAAAUGAGUAUCCUUUAUAAGGAGCUUGAGGCAGAGCGCAGUGCUUCAGCUGUGGCAGCAAGUGAAGCAAUGGCUAUGAUCAACAGAUUGCAGGUAGAAAAGGCUUCAAUGCACAUGGAGGCACUUCAGUACCUCAGGAUGAUGGAAGAGCAGGCUGAUCAUGACCAAGAAGCCAUUGAAAGGCUGAAUGACUUGCUUACAGAAAGGGAGAAAGAAAUGCUUGAUCUGGAAGCUGAGCUUGAGAAUUAUCGGAGGCUUCAUGAACCAUUUGAUUGCAAAUUUGAUUCUACUAAUGGAGAUAUGGCAUCUGGACUCUUGGAUAGCUCAGAUUUCAUGAGGGAUACCAUGUUUGAUUUUGAGGAUGAGAAGGCAAAUAUUUUGGAAUCCUUGAGCAGAUUGGAGGAAACACUGGGCAUGUCUUCCACAAAUGGGCAUGAUUUUGGUGGCACAAAUGAUAGUCUACAGAAUAGGUCACUAUUGCCUUUGGAACACUUGAACGGUGAACUCGUUUCUUCUGAACAAAUUGAUGAAAACCAACGUGUUGAUUUUGGCUCGUGUUCUCGCCUAGAUGAUGGCAACAUCAAUUCUAUGGCGAGCGUCAAACAUGAGAUUUCACUUCUAAAUACUAGAUUCAUGGCACUUGAAGCAGAUCAAAAGUUUCUCAAGCAGAUAUUAAGCUCUCUUAAAUGUAGUAAUGAUGGAGUAGAGUGUGUUCAAGAGAUAACAACCCAUUUGAGAGAGCUGCGGAGAAUCAUGACCGAGCAAAGAGAGACAGCAGUUUUGUGAUCUCGUAGUUAAUCUCUCAGAAGAACUGAAGUAGGUGCCGUUGAUUGUAACAGCGCCAUGAGUGCUUCAUGGUGGCAUCUCGCUCGGAAGAUUUGACAGAUUAUCAUUUGUGGUC
This is a messenger RNA of Oryza brachyantha (malo sina), 2939 nucleotides long. Its product is annotated as myosin-binding protein 1-like. The record is from RefSeq and is a predicted model, not a curated record. Bases 563 to 2824 code for a protein of 753 amino acids. The transcript is spliced from 4 exons. Gene Ontology annotation, molecular function: myosin binding. Lineage: Eukaryota; Viridiplantae; Streptophyta; Magnoliopsida; Poales; Poaceae.